Messenger RNA from Trifolium pratense (red clover), 1349 nucleotides. Its product is annotated as protein THYLAKOID FORMATION1, chloroplastic-like. The transcript is spliced from 5 exons. Lineage: Eukaryota; Viridiplantae; Streptophyta; Magnoliopsida; Fabales; Fabaceae. The coding region runs from base 170 to 1069 and encodes 299 amino acids. Gene Ontology annotation, cellular component: chloroplast thylakoid. Gene Ontology annotation, biological process: protein import into chloroplast thylakoid membrane; protein import into chloroplast stroma; photosystem II assembly. The record is from RefSeq and is a predicted model, not a curated record.
UCACAGUGUGGAUAAGCUUUUUUGUCUUCUUCUUUUCCUUAUACACUUGUUUCGUUUCAAACCAAUGCACCUUUCCUCUGAAUUUUGUCCUUCCAUUCCAUGAAGGAUUUUUCCUAAGACUCAUUGCCUCUACUCUACUCUUUCUUUGUAUUCCAUUUUCUAGUUAGUUAUGGCUGCUCUAACUUCUCUGUCAUUCUCAGCAACAACUCAAUGCUCACAGAGAAAAUCAACUCUACCUUCUUCUUCUACUCGUUUCCUUGCUUCCAGUUCUGAUUUCUUUGGAAUUAGGAUAGAUUCCUCAUACUAUCAUCAUGUUGGUGUUAGAGCUGCCAAUUCUUCAUCUAAAAUGGUUAUUCAAUGCAUGUCUUCUGUCACAGAUGUUCCAAGUGUUUCCGAGACAAAGUUGAAUUUCCUAAAGGCAUAUAAACGACCAAUCCCAAGUAUCUAUAACAAUGUGCUGCAGGAGCUCAUUGUCCAGCAUCAUUUAAUGAGAUACAAGACAUCAUACCGUUAUGAUCCUGUAUUUGCUCUUGGUUUUGUCACUGUUUAUGAUAAACUCAUGGAAGGGUAUUCUAGUGAAGAGGAACGAGAUGUCAUCUUCAAAGCUUAUAUUAAUGCAUUGAAGGAAGAUCCGGAACAAUACAGAAUAGAUGCACAGAAGUUGGAAGAGUGGGCUAGGACUCAAAACUCUACUUCCCUGGUUGAGUUUUCAUCCAAAGAAGGAGAAAUUGAAGGGAUAUUAAAGGAUAUUGCACAAAGAGCAGGAGGAAAGGGUGAAUUCAGUUAUAGUCGUUUCUUUGCAGUAGGACUUUUUCGCCUUCUUGAGUUGGCAAAUGCGACAGAACCAACAAUUUUAGACAAGCUUACUGCGGCUUUGAACAUCGACAAAAAAAGCGUUGAUCGGGACUUGGAUGUGUAUCGUAUGCUUCUUUCCAAGCUGGUUCAAGCCAAAGAGCUGCUAAAGGAAUAUAUUGACAGGGAGAAGAAGAAAAAAGAAGAAAGGGCGCAACCACAGAAGGCUAAUGAGGCCGUUUCAAAAUGUUUGGGACAACAAUUGUCUGUUAUGUAGCUAUGGUCUUCGGAAACAAUCUUCAAGUGAAGAUUUCCUUGACAUGCCUUUUCUUAAUCUACUGAGUUAGAUAAGCAAGAAUCAGCAUGAUUUCUCAUACAGUACUUGGUUUAAAUUGUGGUAUUUGUUCUGCUAAAAACCACAAUUAGUUCACCCUUCUAACACGAUUUGCAUGUAUUUUUUAUUUUUUACUUUGCAGUCACAAAUGUAUUUUGCAGUUCUAAUAAAAAGCAAGCCUAAAGGCAUACAUUCUGAGUAAAUAAUUUUAUAUUUCGGUGAA